Molecule: messenger RNA, 1393 nt
Organism: Colletotrichum scovillei
Lineage: Eukaryota; Fungi; Ascomycota; Sordariomycetes; Glomerellales; Glomerellaceae
Product: PX domain-containing protein
Exons: 3
Coding region: 533-961 (142 amino acids)
Biological process (GO): late endosome to Golgi transport; endocytic recycling
Cellular component (GO): retromer complex; early endosome membrane
Molecular function (GO): phosphatidylinositol-3-phosphate binding
Source: RefSeq, a predicted model, not a curated record
AAACCACGCCGCACACUGCUUGAUUGCUGCCACCCAUUUUUGUCGUAAUCGGCCGCACUUCGCACCCGACUUGAUUCCCCCACCUCCCUCCCACCUCGACAUUUUUUCCCACAACGAACAAUCCAACUUCACCUCACAUCGCCUCGCCUCGGAACCAAGAUCCCAGUCACACGACAGGUCUCACCGAUUCGUAGCAGACAACCGCCACCAGAGAAAGAGAAGGAGCAAAGGAUCCCGGAACAGCAGUCAGCACAGAAGAGAGCAGCCGUUUCCACCGAACCCGAUAUCGCGCUUGCGCAUACCUCACCUCGACGACAGACUCCACGCCCUCUCCCCCGCCCAUCCCUCGCGCGAGAGAGCGUGAGAAACAAACACCUGCCUCGCCGACCGCAACUCCCCUCUGCCCACCGAGGACAAAGCCGCCAAAACGGAUUCCGGAAGCCAGAACGCCGCUCGCGCUCCCAGCGCUGAGCCCACUUCUCCCACCUCCCCGACCGGAUCACAGGCCUCGCCGCGCUUUCACCGGCCCAUCAUGCAGGCAAUGCCGGAUAACCGACAACAGUCUUUUGACGAAAUCUACGGCCCGCCGGAGAACUUUCUCGAGAUCGAGGUCCGCAACCCCAGAACCCACGGCAUGGGCCGCAGCAUGUACACCGACUACGAGAUUGUCUGCCGCACCAACAUCCCCGCCUUCAAGCUCCGCGCCUCGAGCGUGCGCCGCCGCUACUCCGACUUUGAGUACUUCCGCGACAUCCUCGAGCGCGAGAGCGCCCGCGUCACCAUCCCGCCCUUGCCCGGCAAGGUCUUUACGAACCGCUUCAGCGACGACGUCAUCGAGGGCCGCCGCGCCGGCCUCGAAAAGUUCUUGCGCAUCGUCGUCGGACACCCGCUUCUGCAGACGGGCAGCAAGGUCUUGGCCGCUUUUGUUCAAGAUCCCAACUGGGACCGCAACGCGUGGUGACUGAAGCUCCGCGUCAGCUUCUCCUCGUCUGUCACGAGAUCACCGAAUAAACUGCGCAAGAGGCCGCCCAAGCACCAUCGCACCGACACGCAGCUCGAAGAAGGGCUGACCGCAAAGGGCUCCAUCUCUUGUGAAUGAAACCCCUUUGAACGCCUGGGUUAUUGUUUGGAACCUGGGACGUGGGUGGACCCUGGGGUGUGUGUGUGGUUUGGACAAAAAUUGAAGGGUGGUAUAAAAGCAAAUGGGGGGUUUCAGUCAAUGCCCAUGAUCAUUGUUUGUGCGGGUUUUUUCUUCUUUUUUUUUUCUGCUAGUUUCUUCCUCAUCGUAGUGUUUAUUGCGUGUUGAUGUUCAACUUUCCACUUUUUGCAAGUUUGAAAUUCCUACCCCCCUUUUUUCUUCCGCUUUGCGCCGAACAGCACCACAGAAUGCCGC